AUGCUCAUGAUACAAUGGAACAACUGGACCAGGAACUCUGAUUUCAUCCUACUAGGAUUAUUUGAUCACAGUCCUCUUCAUACUUUUUUCUUUUCCCUAAUUCUGGGUAUCUUCUUCAUGGCCUUCAUAGGAAAUUCUAUCAUGGUGAUUCUCAUCUACUUGGAUGCUCAUCUCCACACCCCCAUGUACAUCCUUCUCAGCCAACUUUCUCUCAUGGAUCUCAUGCUCAUCUGUACUACAGUACCCCAAAUGGCCUUCAACUUCCUUUCUGGAAACAAGUCCAUCUCCAUGGUUGGCUGUGGAAUCCAGAUAUUCUUCUAUGUAUCUCUACUUGGAGCUGAGUGUUUUUUGUUGGCCGCAAUGGCUUAUGACCGUUAUGUAGCUAUUUGCUACCCAUUAAGGUACCCUAUUCUCAUGAGUGACAAAAUAUGUGGCCUCAUGGCUGCCUCCUCUUGGGUUCUUGGCUCUCUUGAUGGUAUAAUAGAAGUUGCAGCUGCAUUGUCUUUUUCAUAUUGUGGUGCCAGAGAAAUACCUCAUUUUUUCUGUGAUGUUCCUGCCUUACUCACACUUUCAUGUAGUAAUACCUUGAUAUUUGAAAGAAUUAUAUUUUUCUGCUGUGUAAUUAUGCUUACUUUACCUGUAGCAAUCAUUAUUGCUUCCUAUACUCGUGUGAUUCUGACCGUUCUUCAUAUGAGCUCAGCUGAGAGUCGCCACAAAGCUUUUGCCACCUGUUCCUCUCACCUCAUGGUGGUGGGAAUGUACUAUGGGGCAGCCAUGUUCAUAUACAUGCGGCCUUCUUCUGGUCGUUCUCCCACCCAGGACAAAAUAGUGUCAGCUUUCUACACUAUCCUUACGCCAAUGUUGAACCCCCUCAUUUAUAGUCUCCGGAACAAAGAAGUAGCCAGAGCAUUCAUGAAAGUGUUAGGGAUUGAUAAGGCAGCAGCAUGA
This is a messenger RNA of Mus musculus (house mouse), 948 nucleotides long. It is a transcript of the gene Or2m12, whose product is annotated as olfactory receptor family 2 subfamily M member 12. The transcript has a single exon. Gene Ontology annotation, molecular function: olfactory receptor activity; G protein-coupled receptor activity. The record is from RefSeq and is marked provisional. NCBI's taxonomy places the organism in Eukaryota, Metazoa, Chordata, Mammalia, Rodentia, Muridae. Gene Ontology annotation, biological process: G protein-coupled receptor signaling pathway; signal transduction. Bases 1 to 948 code for a protein of 315 amino acids. Gene Ontology annotation, cellular component: membrane; plasma membrane.